Molecule: messenger RNA, 1361 nt
Organism: Liolophura sinensis
Lineage: Eukaryota; Metazoa; Mollusca; Polyplacophora; Chitonida; Chitonidae
Product: multiple epidermal growth factor-like domains protein 10
Exons: 6
Coding region: 1-669 (222 amino acids)
Molecular function (GO): scavenger receptor activity
Source: RefSeq, a predicted model, not a curated record
AUGGCGUCACCAAUUCGUUGUGGCGUGUGCUGGAUGAGGGAGCCUUGCGACGAAAGUUGGAAGACGUGCAAGAACGGCUGUGCACCUGGUUUUUAUGGCCAGAUCUGUGACAAAGCUUGUAAUAAUGGCCAUUACGGAUCGGAAUGUUCCCAGAAGUGUGGCCAUUGUAGAGGUGGUGUCCAGUGUCACCACAUCACGGGAUUCUGUCCUAACGCCAAGUGUGACACUGGCUGGCUUGGUACCAAGUGCGAUCUUCGAUGUCAGAAAGGCCGAUACGGUGAACUGUGUGUUGGGGUGUGUGGUGUGUGCCUGAGACAAGAGCCUUGUGACUUUGUGACAGGAGAUUGUCCAGAAGGAUGUCAGCCCGGCUAUAUGGGCGAGUACUGCAACAUAAGUUGUCCGCAUGGCUCUUAUGGACCAAGUUGUAGGGAGACUUGUGGAGUGUGCAAAGACAGGAAAACCUGUGAUAAGAGAUCAGGUGUGUGUGCCUUUGGCUGUGAGCUUGGAUAUCACGGAGAGUUAUGCAAGACAGCUUGUGAGAGAGGGAAGUAUGGCUACCAGUGUUUGUCUACCUGCGGGAAAUGCAUUGGAGGUGAGCCGUGUGACAAGGCUACGGGCAAAUGUGAUGAGGGCUGUGAACCAGGCUUCUCGGGGACACGCUGUCUCUGAUAGUGUCCAAAAAUUCGUUGAAACCAUGAGAACGCAUCGCUGAUUAGCAAGGCUGAAUAUUUAUCCAUUAAUAAAAAUAUCGCGUUUGCUAAUUGCAAUAUUUGUCUAUCGCUCUAUCGCAUUAACUGUCUUUACGUCACCGACCACUGGAAUACAAGAAGACUCCCCAUAAACAUUCCAUUGUGAAGAUCUGCUGAAAGGACCCAUUGCUAGAUGAGAAGUAGACCAUCUCUCGCAGAAGCUAAUUUUCAACCUACUCACAGUGACAGAUCAUCUGCGGACUGACAAUGGGGUUUUCGGUUUGUUGUGAAAGUUGUUAAGUUAUCGGUGUAAUAGAUGACAUAGGCCAAGCUAAAAAAAAUACUCGUUGCUCAACAUAGGCCUACUAGGUCUUCUUUAAAAGACAUGGGCUAAUAUUACUUCCAUAGCAUUUUGGUGUGUGAAACAGGUUUUGUCUUACGAAUUCUGUGGUGAAUAUCUGACAGGGUCCUUAAGAGACAUAUUGUUUAAGAAUGUUAAGUGAUAACGAACUUUUACACAGAUCGUAGGUUAAAUCCCAUUCCAAUUAUUUGCAAAGCAGUCACAACCUGGGAUCAGCAUUGAAAAUGAUUUAUUUAUUUAUUUUAUUUUAUUGAUGUUUUACGCCCUACUCAAGAAUAUUUCACUCAUACAACGGCGGCCAGCAUUAUGGU